CAUUCUGCAGAUUGUUGCGCUUUUGCCCACAGUAAAACCCUAAUUCUCUCCAAUUCUGCCCCGACUCGCGCCUUUCUGCUUCUCUCGAAAUGGCGGAUUCUCCUAGGAGAAGGGAUUCACGAUCUCCUUCACCCUGGAAAGAACAGUCCAGGUCCAGAUCCAGAUCUAGGUCUAGGCCUAGGGCCAGGUCCAGGUCCAGAUCCAGAUCCUUGCCAAGGCCAAGAUCUCGCUCAAGGAGCCGUGGCAGAUCGAGGUCAAGAAGUCGUGGGAGGACCGAAGUUGAGAAUCCUGGAAAUACGCUUUAUGUGACUGGUCUAUCUACAAGGGUCACAGAAAGGGACCUGGAAGAGCACUUCUCCAAGGAGGGAAAGGUCUCCUCAUGUUUUCUUGUGGUGGAGCCCCGCACUCGUGUAUCUCGUGGUUUUGCCUUUGUUACAAUGGAAACCUAUGAAGACGCUGAUCGCUGCAUCAAGUACCUCAACCAAUCUGUUCUUGAGGGACGAUACAUUACAGUUGAAAGGUCCCGUAGGAGGCGACCAAGAACUCCCACCCCUGGACAUUAUCUUGGCCUGAAAAGCUCGAGGGAUUAUGGGCGGGACCGUGGUAGCAGGUACCAUGGGAGAGAUGAUUACGGGCACAGAAGGUCACCAAGACGGUCUCCUUACAGAGGAGGACGUGACUAUUCGCCUCGUGGGAGAAGAUCGAGGAGAGAUCGGUCUUACUCUCCAUACGGGAGCCCUGAAAGGAGGCACCCCCGUGGUUCAAGGUGAGCUAAUGGGAAUAUUAGCCAAAUGAUAUGAUCUGGAACACUUGUCUCCGUUUGAAGUAGGUAUGUGUAAUUUCGAUGACAGAUUGUCUCCGCUUUGGAUCUCUUUGUCAAACUAAUGUCCUCUUUUGUUGUGGGUUUGGUGCUUGAGCUUUCAGAAUGUAUGAGUGAGAACUACAAACUUUAUGGUGUUUUUAAGUAACAACAUUGCUUCGUUGUUACUUGUUAGCAUGAAGGAUCAUUUAAAUUAGGGUUCGAAUAU
Molecule: messenger RNA, 1028 nt
Organism: Tarenaya hassleriana
Lineage: Eukaryota; Viridiplantae; Streptophyta; Magnoliopsida; Brassicales; Cleomaceae
Product: serine/arginine-rich splicing factor SR45a
Exons: 8
Coding region: 90-770 (226 amino acids)
Biological process (GO): positive regulation of mRNA splicing, via spliceosome
Cellular component (GO): spliceosomal complex
Molecular function (GO): RNA binding
Source: RefSeq, a predicted model, not a curated record